UGUCAGGUGUUUUUUGUUGAAUCGAUAUGUGACGAUCCAGACGUCAUCGCUGAAAAUAUUCUGGAUGUGAAGGUCUCCAGCCCAGAUUAUCCUGAGAGGGACAGAGAAAGCGUCAUGGAGGACUUUCUGAAGAGAAUAGAAUGUUACAAAGUGACCUACCAGCCUUUAGAUCCAGACGAACACGACAAGAACCUGUCCUUCAUUCAAGUCAUCAAUGUUGGCCGUCGUUUCUUGGUCAACAGGGUGCAGGAUUACAUCCAAAGUAAGAUAGUGUACUACCUCAUGAACAUCCACGUCCACUCCCACUCCAUCUACCUCUGUCGCCAUGGAGAGAGCCAUCACAAUCAGGAAGGACGCAUCGGGGGUGACUCAGAACUGUCAGAGAGAGGGAAACAGUUUGCAGCAGAACUGAAGGGUUUUGUGGAAGAGCACCGACUGACGGACCUGAAGGUUUGGACCAGCCAGUUGAGACGCACCAUUCAGACAGCAGAGGAGCUGGGCGUCCCUUACGAGCAGUGGAAGAUCCUUAACGAAAUAGAUGCUGGAGUGUGUGAAGAGAUGACCUAUGAGAUGAUCGAGGACAAAUACCCAGAGGAGUUUGCCAUGAGAGACCAGGACAAGUAUCAUUACCGCUACCCUGGAGGAGAGUCCUACCAAGACCUGGUCCAGCGGCUGGAGCCAGUCAUCAUGGAGCUGGAGCGGCAGGGCAACGUUCUGGUCAUCUGCCAUCAGGCCGUCAUGCGCUGCUUACUGGCAUAUUUCCUGGACAAGGGCGCAGAUGAUCUACCAUACUUGAAGUGUCCCCUGCACACUGUCCUGAAACUCACCCCUGUGGCAUAUGGUUGUAAAGUGGACAUGUUUGACCUGAAGGUGGAGGCUGUCAACACUCACAGGGACAGACCAUUUAAUAAAUUCCAAGUGGAUGCUGUGCCACCAGCUUUCCUCCGAAGGAACAGUUUCACUCCUCUGUCCAGCCAAGACCAGAUUAAACGGCCUCGUCUGUACAGCGUGGGCAACCCUCCGAAUGCUCGCAUGUUGCAGGCCCCAACUUUACCCAGCAUGCAAUUCUCUGAGGCGUCUGAGGGGGCUGAAUUGCUACAAGGCGAGGACGCUCUGAACGGUUUCAGCGCUGCAGACACAGAUGACUGUGUGCAGAGUGUCAAAGAAAGCACAUGAAGAGGUAUUUUCGGUACCUUCUUAUCUAUUACAUGGAACAUCUACGCUCUUCACUCACUCCUUCAUUUUGCCAUUUAACUCAGGCUUUUCCCCACAUGGGUGUAUCACCAGCUGUGACAGCCAGCAAUAAAAUCUUAACUUGCUUCAGCCAUUAAAUUCUUAAACACUGUAUUACACAUUGUAUCUGUGUAGCCUUGCAGAUUUUGUCUCUUUAGUUUUAGUGUGUGUGUGUGCACACAGUAGUCUGGACUGUGAUCCAAAUCAAUGAUUUGUAGUAACGAGAGACUGAAAAGCUUUCCAUUAGUUGCCAGGACAUUCCAUAUACUGUAGAUCACAGUCUUUUGAAGCUGUAUUAGAUGUAGAAUGUGAUUAAGAAUCAUAUACCUCGGUGGAAGGUGUUGCCUUCUGUUUCAGUAGAAGAGAGCGCCUCUCUUAAAGGAAGCCUUAAUUUGUUUUCAGAUUGUUUCUUCAUCUUUCCUAUUUAACAUUCCCACGUAAUGUGCAUCCUUCCUGUGGUAAUCUGACAAGAUGUUGUAAUUAUUUUAUUCUGAAGUUUAAUUUAAGCAUACAAAAUUGUAAUUUAGCUUGGGCAGGCACAAGCUGUAAAAGUCAAUUAAAUGUUUCGUCUCGCCCUAUAAAAAGUGCAUUAGCUACUGUGUCUGUGUUUUUGUCUGUGACGGUAGUGUCACACGUCUCUUCUAAGAAGCCUCCUCGUGUGUUUUGUUUUCUCCUCAAACAACAGCUCUUAUAUAUUCUGCCUUAGACUGUAAUAAUGUAAAGCUGAUCUCAUUUGAACCCCACAAAUAUGAUGCAAAUAUAUAAAGUGCUAAAAUGUUCAACAGUAUUGGAUGUUUUGUUGAGGUUUUAUGCUUGAUUUAUUUUUAUUUUAUUUUAUUAAGGAAAAGCAAAUCAGAGAAUCCGUAGUGCUAAAUUUAUAGAAUCCAUGUGGGAAACAUGUAAUCACAUUACUUUCAUUUUAAUGUUGCAAAUCAGUCAUUUUGCAGAAGUGCCUUAAUUUAAAUGAAUACAAGGCUGUGACACCAUUGAUCAAAGGACUUCAUGUAUUUAGCAAAAGUAUGUAACCUUUGAACUGAAGGAUUGACCUAAAAAAACCUCUUAAUGUUACUGUACACUUAUCUACUGAAUAAACUUCAUGUCACACUGU
Messenger RNA from Stegastes partitus (bicolor damselfish), 2341 nucleotides. Its product is annotated as 6-phosphofructo-2-kinase/fructose-2,6-bisphosphatase 2-like. The record is from RefSeq and is a predicted model, not a curated record. Gene Ontology annotation, biological process: fructose metabolic process; fructose 2,6-bisphosphate metabolic process. Gene Ontology annotation, molecular function: ATP binding; 6-phosphofructo-2-kinase activity; fructose-2,6-bisphosphate 2-phosphatase activity. The transcript has 10 exons. Gene Ontology annotation, cellular component: cytosol. Lineage: Eukaryota; Metazoa; Chordata; Actinopteri; Pomacentridae. The annotation marks the transcript as partial.